AUGUCUACCGACUGGUCUCUCGACUUCUGUCUCGUCUGCGACCGCCAGACUUCUGGCGGUCCUUACUGCUCCCAGACCUGCCGACUCGCCGAGUUGGAUCGCACAUCGGCCGAGGGCGAGCAAUCCGCACUCAAGUCUCGAGAGGGUGCGACUCACUCUCGAUCAUCUACUCUCGACUCCAUCGAUUCCCGAUCGGCACACAGUCUCUCGGCCUCGUCGUCUCAAACCUCACUAUCCUCGCUGCGGUGUCAUUCCUCCAAUGCCGCCCUCUCCGGCCAGCUUCAAGAUGAGCUGCGAGACUAUGCCAGCUGCUUUGAUCAUGUUCGAGAUCUGAAGCGACGCAUGGCUUCCUCUUAA
Penicillium daleae is the source of this 357-nucleotide messenger RNA. RefSeq lists its product as uncharacterized. The record is from RefSeq and is a predicted model, not a curated record. NCBI's taxonomy places the organism in Eukaryota, Fungi, Ascomycota, Eurotiomycetes, Eurotiales, Aspergillaceae. Bases 1 to 357 code for a protein of 118 amino acids. The transcript has a single exon.